Tyto alba (common barn owl) is the source of this 4027-nucleotide messenger RNA. RefSeq names its product ephrin type-B receptor 5. Gene Ontology annotation, biological process: central nervous system projection neuron axonogenesis; cell surface receptor protein tyrosine kinase signaling pathway; axon guidance. The transcript is spliced from 17 exons. Gene Ontology annotation, molecular function: transmembrane-ephrin receptor activity; protein binding; ATP binding. Gene Ontology annotation, cellular component: plasma membrane; neuron projection. Bases 580 to 3582 code for a protein of 1000 amino acids. NCBI's taxonomy places the organism in Eukaryota, Metazoa, Chordata, Aves, Strigiformes, Tytonidae. The record is from RefSeq and is a predicted model, not a curated record.
AGGAGCGCAGGGAUCGGGACUGCUCGCAAGCAUCCGACCUGCUGGAGGCAUCGGUCGCGGGCCAAGGGCUGUGCCCGCGGCCGGGGGACAAAGCGGCGGCGGGUGCGGAGCGGGAGGGGUUUGGCGCUGAGCCCAUCGAGGUGGUGGAACUCCGACGGUGAAAAUGGUCUUUGUCCAACUUUUCUGAUGCCGGUCGGGCACGGCUCUAGCAGGAAGGGGCUGCUGCGAAAACUGCUUGAGUAAUGCUGGGAAGUGAAAGGGGUGUUGCUGGAGUCCUGCAAAAGGUAUUGUGUCGGGCGAGCGGGCCGGCGGGGAAGGAUGUUGUGAGCCUGGCCGGAGGGAUCUGAGGAAGAGGGGCCGGGGCCGAGGAUAUCUUCAGGUCUAUGCUGGCCGUGGCGGCGGGAGACGCAGAACAAACGAGUACUACUUAUGAAAGGGAUAAAAACUCCUCAGUAUUCCUGUGUGAAGGCCUCUGUGCUUUGAUUUGGAAAGAUAUUAAAAUACUCCAAGAAAUCUUUGGCCAUUACAAGGGAGUAGUGUGUGGUUUUUUGGAGAUGGUGGUACCUACAGAGAAUCUUCAUGGAUUCUAAUGCUGGCAUCAGUGCAAGAAAAGUGGCAGGAAUGGGUUGGCUCUGGAUCAUCUGCUUCUUUCAUCUGGCCACCUCGCUAGAAGAAAUACUUCUGGAUACAACUGGAGAGACCUCGGAGAUUGGCUGGACCACUCACCCUUCUGAUGGGUGGGAUGAGGUAAGUGUCCUGGAUGACAAGAAGCGCCUGAUCCGAACCUUUGAAGUCUGUAAAGUGGCUGAACCAGGUCAGAAUAACUGGUUGCGUACUCACUUCAUAGAGCGACACGGAGCCCACCGAGUCCAUGUCCGCCUCUGUUUCUCAGUGAGAGACUGUGCCAGCAUGCGCACUGUGGCUUCUUCUUGCAAGGAGACUUUCACGCUCUACUACCACCAGUCAGAGGCUGACAUAGUUUCUCAGGAACUGCCAGAGUGGCGGGAGGGCCCCUGGACCAAAGUGGAUACAAUUGCAGCUGAUGAAAGCUUUUCCCAGGUGGACAGCACUGGGAAGGUGGUAAAGAUGAAUGUUAAAGUACGUAGCUUUGGGCCACUCACCAAGCAUGGCUUUUACCUGGCCUUCCAGGACUCAGGAGCCUGCAUGUCCCUGGUGGCAGUCCAAGUCUUCUUCUACAAAUGCCCAGCUAUGGUUAAAGGAUUUGCCUCCUUCCCUGAAACUUUUGCUGGAGGGGAGAGAACCUCACUAGUGGAGUCACCAGGGACAUGUGUACCUAAUGCAGAAGAGACAAGCGUAACUGGGUCUUCAGGUGUUCGGUUGCACUGCAAUGGAGAAGGGGAGUGGAUGGUGGCCAUUGGACGAUGCACCUGCAAGGCUGGCUACCAGCCUGUUGAUGGUGAACGAGCCUGCCAAGCCUGUCCCCUUGGUUUCUUCAAAGUAUCUGUGGGAGAUGACCCCUGCCAUCUAUGCCCUGCCAACAGCCAUGCUCCACUGACAGGUUCCAGUGAAUGUGUGUGUCAGAACCACUACUAUCGAUCUGCUUCAGACAAUCCUGAUGCUCCCUGCACUGGCAUCCCCUCUGCUCCCCGUGACCUUAGCUAUGAAAUUGUUGGCUCCAAUGUGCUCCUGACCUGGCGACUCCCCAAGGACCUGGGUGGCCGCAAGGAUGUUUUCUUCAAUGUCAUCUGCAAAGUAUGCCCAGCAGGGUCCUCAGGGCCAUGUGUGCGCUGUGGGGACAGUGUGCAAUUUGAACCACGCCAGGUGGGCCUGACAGAAAGCCGCGUUCAAGUCUCCAAUCUCUUGGCCCAUGUGCAGUACACCUUUGAGAUCCAAGCUGUCAACUUGGUGACUGAAUUGAGUUCAGAAGCACCGCACUAUGCCACCAUCAAUGUUAGCACCAGCCAGACAGUCCCCUCUGCUGUCCCUAUGAUGCAUCAGGUGAGUUGUACUACUAGUAGCAUCACACUAUUAUGGCCUCAGCCAGACCAGCCCAAUGGGAUCAUCCUGGAUUACCAGUUACGCUACUUUGACAAGGCAGAAGAUGAGGAUAAUUCGUUCACCUUGACAAGUGAAACCAACAUGGCCACCAUAUCAAAUCUGAGUCCAGGAAAGAUCUAUGUCUUCCAAAUACGAGCUAGAACAGCAGUGGGCUAUGGCCCAUACAGUGGAAAGAUGUAUUUCCAGACUUUAAUGGGAGGGGAGCACUCGGAGAUGGUGCAGGAUCGACUGCCGCUUAUCGUGGGCUCAGCGCUCAGUGGUCUAGCCUUCUUGGUAAUUGCUGCCAUUGCCAUCCUCGCCAUCAUCUUCAAGAGUAAAAGACGAGAGACUCCAUAUACAGACCAUCUGCAGCAGUAUAUCAGUUCACGAGGACUUGGAGUGAAAUAUUACAUUGAUCCGUCAACCUGUGAAGAUCCCAAUGAAGCUAUUCGAGAAUUUGCCAAGGAGAUUGAUGUGUCCUUCAUCAAAAUUGAGGAGGUCAUUGGAUCAGGAGAGUUUGGAGAGGUGUGCUUUGGGCGCCUAAAACACCCAGGGAGGCGUGAAUACACAGUAGCUAUUAAGACCCUGAAGUCAGGUUAUACAGAUGAACAGCGGCGGGAGUUCCUGAGUGAGGCCAGCAUCAUGGGGCAAUUUGAGCAUCCCAAUGUCAUCCACCUGGAGGGUGUGGUCACCAAGAGCCGACCAGUCAUGAUUGUCACAGAGUUCAUGGAGAAUGGAUCCCUGGAUUCCUUCCUCAGGCAGAAGGAGGGACAGUUCAGUGUGUUACAGCUGGUGGGAAUGCUACGGGGGAUUGCAGCUGGCAUGCGCUACCUUUCGGACAUGAACUAUGUGCAUCGUGACCUGGCAGCACGUAACAUCUUAGUCAACAGUAACCUUGUGUGCAAGGUGUCAGACUUUGGUUUGUCCCGUUUUCUGGAGGACGAUGCUUCAAAUCCCACCUAUACUGGAGCUCCGGGCUGCAAAAUCCCCAUCCGUUGGACUGCCCCUGAAGCUAUCCAGUAUCGCAAGUUCACCUCCUCCAGCGAUGUCUGGAGCUAUGGCAUUGUCAUGUGGGAGGUGAUGUCCUAUGGUGAGAGGCCUUACUGGGACAUGUCCAAUCAGGAUGUAAUUAAUGCCAUUGACCAGGACUAUCGCCUGCCACCACCCCUGGACUGUCCAACUGUUUUGCACUUGCUGAUGCUGGACUGCUGGCAGAAGGAAUGGGUCCAGAGACCCAAAUUUGAGCAAAUAGUCAGUGCUCUGGAUAAAAUGAUCCGCAAGCCAUCUACCCUCAAAGCCACUGGCACUGGGAGCAGCAGACCACCUCAGCCUCUCCUGAGCAACUGUUCUCCAGAUUUCCCUUCACUCAGCAAUGCCCAUGAGUGGUUGGAUGCUAUCAAGAUGAGCCGUUACAAAGAGAAUUUUGACCAGGCUGGUCUGAUUACAUUUGAUGUCAUAUCACGCAUGACUCUCGAAGAUAUUCAACGUAUUGGCAUCACCCUCAUUGGUCACCAGAAAAAGAUUCUAAACAGCAUCCAGCUCAUGCGAGUCCAUUUGAAUCAGCUUGAACCAGUUGAAGUGUGAUGUUUACACCAUCCUUGUUCCAGUAGUCUCAAACUCUGGAAAGGUCCUGGGGGAAUUCAGGGGAAUAUUCACUGUAUGAAAAAGAGAUGUGAAUACACUACCUGAGGAUUUAAUGCACCUAGAGAGUGCACACUACAUGUCCUGUUCCAUGAACAAAACAAAGCCUUGCCAUGAUUUGAAAGCACAGCUGAAUAACUGGUGGCAUUUAAAUGUGGCUGACAUCAUACACUGGAAAUGGGUUGGGGGAGGGAAAUUACUAUAAUAUGGGGAGGAGAUGGAAUAAUAGCUUGAACAAAUCACAAGCACCUGUUGCAUCUUCUCUGACAACAAAAGGUAUCAGAUAUCUUUACAAAGCCAUCAGCAGGCUUUAUCUGUGGCUGGGAGCCCAGCAAAGCUACAAAGACAUAAUGAAGGCAAGAAAAAAUAAACAGUUUUUCCAAAAGAA